AUGUCCGGUCCAGAAGAUACGUCUCCCCUCGGAGACAAGACCUCCGGCGACGAGCAGAAAAUAGCACAUGACCAAGAUGUAGACUCCGACACCCCCCACCUCGAGGGACAGGAGAUUGGCAAUGGCACCGAGUUACAGCAGGCCAACAAUCGUCGAGACUUGCCGAAUAACGAGGAAAAUGCUUCCGAAGUGAGCUCAAUUGAUGCAAGCCUGGUGGACUCGCUGCCACGGCGAGCUGGUAGUCCCGUCGACUCUGUUACCUCCUGCCGGGGAAAUUCCGCACAGGGCUCGUACAUGUCGUCGCCAAGCAGCAGUGUUCUACCUUCAGUAGCUUCGAGACCCGGUUUGAGCAGUCCAUCCCCAUCAUUCAGGCCAUUCGAUCGUCGAUUUCAAUCCCGCAUAUCCUCGCCCUCGUCCAACACUCCACGCCCAUCAUCACCUGCCUUCCUCACUGCGCACAGUCGAAACGCAUCCCUCAGCUCCAACUUUCUGCUAGAACAAAAUGAGACGGACACUCCGUCACCGCCGUGGGAAGUUGUGCGAUGGACCAGAUUACGGAAGUUGAAUGCUCAAGCGUUCUCCGAGGCUGGUCGUCGAAAUUUUGGAUCCCCAACCACUCUGGCCGUAUCGGCGACUAUCGUUUUGGGCACUUCCAAGGGGCCCGGAACCAAAGCUAUCGAGUCUGGGGCAAUCACGGCCAUGGCUAUAUCAGCGGACCACACUACCGUUGCUGGAGGGCAUGCCAAUGGGAAUAUCUUCACCUGGGAUACUAGCAGAGCAUCACGGCCUUUCCUCACCAUCCCGCACCUAGACGAGACCCAAGUGGAAAACCGAACAGCAGACGGACACGUUCCCAAUGCAGCCGUGGUCCACCUCGGCUUUCUCGGCACGCGUCACACAGCUCUCGUGUCAGCCGAUGACCGUGGGAUGGCUUUCUCACAUCUGGCAACCAGAGGCACUGGGGCGCUUGGACGAACGGUGAAAACUACCCGAGUCCUGGGUCGCUAUCCGAACGCAGUCGUUCCUGCUGGGAAGCCGCUUAAGCCGAGCACCGUGCUCGGUUUUGCUCCCUUGCCCCUCGGAAACGUCGAACGAGCAACGGAUAACAUGGGGCUUACCGCUAUGCUUACGCCAUACCUCCUCGUCAUUGUUUCGACCACCCCUAUUGCCCAGACCCAACACAAAUCGGCCCGGCCGAAAGAUGUCCCAGCACAUAGCGCCAUGAGCGGCUGCCUUGCGUGGUUCCCUGCUGUCAAGUUAAAAACUCCCGAUACUCACACCGGGAGCGAUAUUUCCCCGGUAAAACUUGUCUACUGCUGGUCAAACGUAUUGACUGUUCUCGAUGUUGAAGAGGUGUAUGGAGCUGAUGUAGAUCAACCACCUGCCUUGAAGUUCAAGGCGCGAAGCAGGUGGAAGUGCGAAGAGGCUGUCGCCGCGGUCCAGUGGCUAAGUCGAUCUGUUUUGGCUGUGCUGACAAUCUCACAACGUCUUAUCAUAUUGGAGGACAGGAGCAUGCGGAUGACUGAGGCAUUUGACUUGUUACAGAAACACAUAUAUCAUAAGGAUCUCUUUUCAGCGCAACUUCACAGCCUGGUGGAACAACUGGACGAGGAGGAUCCAACUAUGCACGGAGUGGUGGCUGAUGCCUUUUACAUGAGUUUCAAAGCCUACAAGGGGCGGAUAUUUCUGUUCGGCUUCAACGAGCUGUCUAUAGGAGCGCUGUCAAACUGGGCCGAUCGUCUCAUUGCCAUGAUGGAGAACGGAGAUUACAUCGGUGCUAUCAGGCUGGCAACUUCUUAUUAUACCGGCGACGCCGAUAAACUUACCGUUGGCCUUCCUGAGGAUGCCGCACUACGGCAUAUGAUGGUCCAAGACAAGAUACUGGAGAUAAUGUCAGCUUCCCUAAAAUAUGUUUUUACUCAAAGACAGAAACGGGGUAAACGAGGUGACGAGGCAGGUCAUUUGAGAGAGUUGGCAGAGACUUGUUUCGCGGCAUCGCAAGCUAUCGAAGCCCCUUAUUUCUUAUUCGAAGACAUGUACGAAUGGUACAGCGACGGCGACGUCGGUGGACUCUUUCUAGAGGCGCUUGAACCAUAUAUCUUGGAAGGGACAAUCACGGUCGCUCCGCCAGCGGUUGUUAAAGACAUGGUCAGUCACUUCGUGGCCAAGGGGUGGGAAGGCCGACUCGAAGAAAUGAUUUGUCACAUGCAAACGGCAACUUUGGACCUUGACCAGAUCACGGUGUUGUGUAAGCAGCACAGUCUGUACGAUGCCCUGACUUACGUCUGGAACCAAGCGCUCAACGAUUAUAUCACGCCAAUGAUCGACCUAUUGAGCCUCUUAGUGCCGCUAAUGACGCAUGGAACAGACACAGGCGCCACGACCGAAGACGAUUAUUUCAGCGUCAACGCUCUUAAAAUAUUCCCGUACCUCUCAUACACUCUGACGGGUAGAGUAUAUCCCACUGGGAAACUGAUGGAUGAGGAAGCGGCAGACAAAGCAAAGGCGGAAAUCUAUUGGUUCUUCUUUUCCGGCACGACAGUAGAGUGGCCGAGGGGCAGCAAAAAGCAAUUCAUCACACGGCCGGGCGACGCGUCAGAACCUGCUUUCCCUUACCUGAGAAUGAUUUUGAAAUUUGACGCCCCAAGCUUUCUCAGCGCACUCAAUGAAGCCUUUGAGGACCCCUUUUUGAAUGAUUCUUCGGAGAUCCAAGUCAACGGAGGACACCACGUGGACAUGCCUGAGGAACAGAUAUUCGGAAUGACAAUCAACCGCCAGUAUGUGGUGUCAAUUCUGCUCGAUGUGAUGAACCAGGAUGAGUUCGCUCCGGAAGAUACUAUCUAUCUCGACAUGUUCAUCGCUCGAAAUUUGCCCAAAUUUCAACAGUAUCUGCUCUUCUCUGGCUCUGCCCUUUCAAAGGUUCUCACAGGGCUUUGCCACUAUCCCGGCGACGACCUUGCAGAGGACGCACAGCUGAGCGCCGAAUAUUUACUUUCUGCAUACCAGCCAUCGGACAUGUCGUCGUUCAUGCCUCUGUUCAAGAAAGCCGGCUUCUACCGAAUCCUUAAGCGCGUGUUUCGUGUUGAAAAACGGUAUGGGGAGCUAAUUGCCACCUAUUUCGACGACCAUGACGACCGAGAGGCUGUGUUUCAGUGCAUCGCGGACUGCCUUCGCCCGCAAAAGGGGCUUGAUACCCGACAAGUAGAGGAGGUACGGCAGAUAAUCAAACAGCACGCAAGAGACUUGCUCGAAACCAGCCCCGAGCAAACCGCCCAGGCGCUUGCACGGCAACCGACGUGGGUCCAUCAGAGUAUAAUUGAUUCUGUCACAGACGACGCAGCAUUGCAACACUCAUAUUUAAAGGCCCUGAUGGAGCCAGGCAGCUCAGGCGACGACGAGGGAGACGUCAAGAACCAAGAGCUAAUCGAGCGAUAUGUACAGCUCAUGUGCAAAUUCAACCCGUCUCACGUUUCCGAUUUUGUUGAAGCCAUGCGUCCAACCGACUUGCGGCUUGAGAAACUACUUCCAACUAUGGAGGAAAACGGUGUGGUUGACGCAGCUGUCGUUCUAAUGGCUCGCGAUGGCCAGGUCAACCAAGCCAUGGACCGGCUGAUCAAGCAUUUAUUCACGUUGGAAUCGGCACUGCAAGGUCUUUUGACCGAAUGCAAAGACUCUCGGGAUGAUGUAGAUGCCGACGCAUCCGCAGCAGCGAUGCUUGAAAAACUGCAAAACUAUGUUCAUGUUGGAAUUUGGCUCUGUCAGGGCCAGACGAAGACGUCGAAAAGAGUCAGCGUUGUCAAAAAAGGACAAGCGCUUGCCAAAGAUGAUUUAUCUGCAGAUGAAGCGUUGUGGCUCGGCUUGAUUGAUGCCUGUGUACAGAUCACGAAACGGCUAUCACCCAUGAUUUCAGCACAGAUUCAGAGCUCAGUUCUCGAGGAUGAGAAGCCGCUGACGCUUCUUCGUUCGCUUGUCCAACACACGUUUACCUCACUGCUCACAGCAACGUCUAGUCCAGUUCGCGUUCAGACCGAACCGAACCUGCUGUCGAACGCGGGAAACAAUGUCUCGUUUUUGAGAAUACUAAGGGCGUUCCUUGCUGAUGCUGCAGCAUCGUCGCCAAACCUAGCAGAUCUUCGCAGCGUGUUGUCGUCAAUUUUCGCGGCAUAUGCAUAUGAAGAGUCAAUUCUACGACUGUCGAACCGGCUUCUGGAGCGAAACCUGUUUGUAAACGUGAACCAGUCAGUGCAGCUGAGACAACGCGGGUGGCGUCCCCGAGGUUCCACGUGCGAAGCUUGCAGCCGCAGAGUUUGGGGCCCUGGCGUUGCCGGCGGCUCUGUAUUCGAGGCUUGGGAAGAGAGGCAGGCGGCGCAAGAUGAAUCGCGAAAGCAGAGACAGACGCGUGCUGCAGAGAAAGCCAGAGGCAAGGCGGGCGCGUCGGAUGGCAAGGACAAGGGAAAGAGCCUGGAUGUCGGGCCAUCCAGCGCGCUCGUCGAGUCGGACAAUGCAGUGGCAGGCAUAGAGGCUCCUCUGGGACGUCUCGUUGUCCUAGCCUGCCGGCAUAUUUAUCACCAGAGCUGUCUGGACUCGUUGCAAGAGAAGCACGAGAAUGGAGUUGGUGGUGGGCGCGAGUACACAUGUCCCAUAGACGGGUGA
This is a messenger RNA of Metarhizium album ARSEF 1941, 4653 nucleotides long. RefSeq names its product golgi complex component. The transcript is spliced from 4 exons. Gene Ontology annotation, biological process: endosomal vesicle fusion; protein targeting to vacuole. Gene Ontology annotation, cellular component: late endosome; HOPS complex. The record is from RefSeq and is a predicted model, not a curated record. Bases 1 to 4653 code for a protein of 1550 amino acids. NCBI's taxonomy places the organism in Eukaryota, Fungi, Ascomycota, Sordariomycetes, Hypocreales, Clavicipitaceae.